GGAAUUGGAAUUCAUUCAAGUUAGAAGAAUCAGUGUUGUUGUGGUUGCAUUUGCACAGGCCAUGUGUACAGUGGCCCACUCAAUUAGCAGCAAAGCAAACAUCUAGCAGCCCCUUUUCAUUUCUAAAAUCUACUCUUUUUGAUUACUCUCUUGAACCUUUUUCAACAAAUUGAAUCUCGCUCGCUCGCAACAGAAUCAAAAUAAAGAAACCCUAGAAAAUCGUAAACCAUUGAUGGCGAAGAAACGUGUUCCCGAUUGGCUCAACAGUCCUAUGUGGUCUUCCCCCACCGAACAAAAUCGCUUCUCCGCCACUUCUUACCCAUCGGAACCUCCUUCUCCACCGCCUGUCACCGUCGUAGAAGAUCCUCCCUCAAUUCACAAUGCCAUUACUACUUCACCCCCCUCUUCUUCUUCCUCCUCCGCUUCUACUUCCUCCACCGAUGACAUGUCCAUCUCCCGUCUGGCUCAGUCCCAGUCCCAAUUGUUAGCAGAGUUAUCUAGGAAGGUUAUAGAUAUGCGUGAAUUGAGAAAAAUCGCAUCUCAAGGAAUACCUGAUUCUCCUGGUUUACGUUCUACUAUCUGGAAGCUUUUGUUAGGGUAUCUUCCACCCGAUCGGUCCCUUUGGUCCUCUGAAUUAGCAAAGAAGAGGUCUCAAUACAAACGUUUUAAACAAGACAUUCUCAUCAAUCCUUCAGAAAUCACGAGGAGGAUGUUCAACUCUGCUAGUUAUGAUGCUGACGAUGUCAAAUGUGAGACAAGGGGCAUGCUUUCUAGAUCACAAAUCACUCAUGGGGAACAUCCUUUGAGUCUUGGCAAGACCAGCAUAUGGAAUCAGUUUUUCCAGGAUACCGAUAUCAUAGAGCAGAUUGACCGUGAUGUAAAGCGUACUCAUCCAGAUAUGCACUUCUUCUGUGGCGAUUCUCAAUUAGCAAAAUCUAAUCAGGAGGCUUUAAAGAACAUAUUAAUUAUUUUUGCAAAGUUGAACCCAGGUAUUAGAUACGUUCAAGGGAUGAAUGAAGUAUUGGCUCCUUUAUUCUACGUGUUCAAAAAUGAUCCCGACGAGGAAAAUGCAGCCUUUUCUGAAGCCGACACAUUCUUUUGUUUUGUUGAACUAUUGAGUGGAUUCCGAGAUAAUUUUUGUCAACAACUUGACAAUAGUAUUGUUGGAAUUCGUUCAACUAUAACAAGAUUGUCUCAGCUUUUGAAAGAACAUGAUGAAGAACUAUGGCGUCAUCUUGAGGUCACAACCAAAGUCAACCCCCAAUUUUAUGCAUUUAGGUGGAUUACUCUCCUCUUGACUCAGGAAUUUGAUUUUGCUGAUAGCCUUCGUAUUUGGGACACCCUUGUCAGUGAUCCUGAUGGUCCACAGGAGACACUUCUCCGGGUAUGCUGUGCAAUGCUAAUUCUCGUUCGUAGGCGUCUCCUGGCGGGUGAUUUCACUUCUAAUCUCAAGUUGCUGCAAAGUUAUCCUUCUACAAACAUUAGUCAUUUGCUCCAUGUUGCUAACAAGUUACGUGUACAGUCAAUCUAAUGGUUUUGCCAGCUGUUUUUUUUGCAUUUUGUUUUAGCCUUCAACGUAGCAUUUCCAUUUAUGUUUGUAAAUUACUCUGUAAAUGUUGGUUCAGAGCAGCAACUAGUAUUGUUUUAUACUCAGUUUUUUUUUUUUCUUUUUAAAAUUUUGUUUGUUUCGUCACUGUGAUCUUGAUGAAACUCUUGUAUCAAUUAUCCACUUACACGGCUCCUAGUAUCCUCAAAAGGACAAUAGAUUGGUGGAGCUUUUUAUUAAUACUGUAUUUUGUAAUACUAUCCAAAGGCUUUAAGUUGUGUCAUGUGUCCUUUGACUGA
This is a messenger RNA of Medicago truncatula (barrel medic), 1845 nucleotides long. RefSeq names its product TBC1 domain family member 13. Lineage: Eukaryota; Viridiplantae; Streptophyta; Magnoliopsida; Fabales; Fabaceae. Gene Ontology annotation, molecular function: GTPase activator activity. The coding region runs from base 233 to 1531 and encodes 432 amino acids. The transcript is spliced from 9 exons. Gene Ontology annotation, biological process: intracellular protein transport; activation of GTPase activity. The record is from RefSeq and is a predicted model, not a curated record.